AUGAUUAUUUACCAUUAUCUGAUCAAUAUAAUGUUCAAUAGUACAGUCGACGUUUAUGUAAUACAUGUUCAACAGAACUUUUAUUUAGUACAUGUUUACCAACCUAUAAAAUUUUUGCAUUAUAUCACUUAUCAAGUCAAGAUUCACAAAAUUUCAUGUAACACUUGUGAUGGUGAACCAUCUUGUUAUUUAUCUGCACCAUUACUAUCAAUGAAAUCAUGUUAUGAUUCUAAAACAAAUUAUGUAUAUGCUGAAUAUCAAUGUGUUCCAACACGUCCAAAACUUAUACAUGAUAUAUGUUCAUCUGAAAAUGUUGAUGGUGAUGCGAUAAUUUCAUCAUUAAAUUAUACAUCAGAAUUUUAA
This is a messenger RNA of Rotaria sp. Silwood2, 363 nucleotides long. Lineage: Eukaryota; Metazoa; Rotifera; Eurotatoria; Philodinida; Philodinidae. The record is from the annotation of a GenBank genome assembly.